AUGCACUUCUUCAAGAUUGUUCUCGUUGUCAUCGCUCUUUGCUUCGUCACUUAUCUAGGAAAGAGCAAUGCUGCCACACCAUAUGAUAUCUUCCAAUUCGUCCAGCAAUCCCCAAUCGUCUUCUGCCUCCGGAGUGGAAUUUGUGGAAACCAACCAGUUCUGCGGCAUACCUUUACGACACAUGGCCUCUGGCUGAGCAACUUUACCGAUCCAUCUGCACCUAUACUCUGCGCUGGCACCCUAUUCGACAGAAAUCAGAUGAAUGCUGAUCAUAAUCUGCAAUUACUUUUGUCCAAUUCCUGGCCCAACUUCAACAUUAGACGGACAAAUAUGGAUUUCUGGGCGCAUGAGUACAACAAGCACGGCAGCAAAAUUAGACCGAUACUAGAGGCAUUGGAGCACCAGAUUAAGCUCAGAUUUUCGAGCUUGGGGAAUCUGUUGCUGAUAGCAGUCAUACUGACAUCUGAUACGCUGUUCAAAUCAAGCACGUUUUCGGCGGAGCCAUUGGCAUAA
Molecule: messenger RNA, 513 nt
Organism: Malus domestica (apple)
Lineage: Eukaryota; Viridiplantae; Streptophyta; Magnoliopsida; Rosales; Rosaceae
Source: RefSeq, a predicted model, not a curated record